Closterium sp. Naga37s-1 is the source of this 1228-nucleotide messenger RNA. Lineage: Eukaryota; Viridiplantae; Streptophyta; Zygnematophyceae; Desmidiales; Closteriaceae. The record is from the annotation of a GenBank genome assembly.
GAACCUCUCUCACAACAAGCUAGUCGGAAGCAUCCCUUCAAAACUUGACUUAAUGAAGAGUAUGGUAACCCUGGACCUGAGUGACAACCAUCUCUCUGGUGACAUCCCUGCAGAGCUAGGCUCCCUUCCCAGUCUCGUAUUCCUGUCCCUGGCCUGGAACUAUCUUUUCGGCAGCAUACCCGCCAGCAUCACCAACCUUUCCACUGAAAGCCCCAUCGACCUCUCCCACAACUACCUCACAGGCCCCAUAGUGAACCCUGCUGGCUUUCGUGCAGACCUAUCCAGCAACUACCUCUCGGGCGUUCUAAGCGAGGAGCAGAGUUCUGUCUCGCUGGGAGCCAACUGCUUCACCGCUUCACCUGCGGGGGCCACCUGGCUGGCACCGCAGCGGCCCGAGGCAGCCUGCCAGGCGUUCUGUGGGAUCUCCAUGCGCGCUGAUGCUGUUGCUGGUGGUGCUGCGUGUGGUGGCCAUGGGCUGUGCUUUCCCGUCGGGGAUAGCUUGGACCCCAUGUGCUGGCUCGGUCCUAACCCCCCGGCUGGGCAGGAACAUUUCCCGCCAGCAACCGUGCUCACCAAGGGGACGAGGAAGGAAACCAAAGGGGCGUUCACAGAAGCACCAGUGACCCUGUUCGUGUUUGAGAAAGGCCGGGAGGACCAAGGGUGCGGGUUCGAGCUGCCCUUUAAUGUCAACUUCACCUUCUCCCUCUCGCCCAAAGGCAAGGCCGCUUCGAACGGGUUUGCGUUUGUGGUGUCGGCGACAACCACAUUGGGGAGCAGCGAUGGAGUGGGGUACGGCGGGAUGGACCCUCGCAGCAUGGCGAUCGAGUUUGACGUCCUUCAGAACAAGCCGCACGGCGACAUGAAAGAGCAACACGUGGGGCUGAAUAUCAACGGGCAGGACAAGUCCAUUGCUGCUGUGAAGUCCCCGUUCCCGCUGGCCAACAAGCAGGCAUACACGGCAUGGGUGGACUACGAGCCUGACGAUCCCGGCACCAUUCAGGUCUUUCUGGCAAAGGAGACGGUGACACGGGCAGGGAAGAGGCUAGUGAAGAGGACGGUGAAGCCGGUCAAGCCGGUGCUGGAGAGGCGGCUGUCGCUGUGCGAGGUGCUGCGGGGAGGGGAGGAGGAGCAGCUGCAGGCGUUCUACUUUGGCUUCGUGUCGUCCACCACUGUGAAGCCGUUCAUGAGCCAAGUCAUUCUAAAGUCUGCCGUGCACACAGGUUACUAG